Lactuca virosa is the source of this 1276-nucleotide messenger RNA. The record is from the annotation of a GenBank genome assembly. Lineage: Eukaryota; Viridiplantae; Streptophyta; Magnoliopsida; Asterales; Asteraceae.
AUGGCGUCGUCAGUGGCUACGUCUGAUGCAAGCGAUCUUUGUUAUUCGGGUCUUCUUCUCAACCUGCUCUGGUCAAAGUCAACUUUCAUGGACCGAUGGAGUGGAAUAUUGAAGGUACCUUUGUUCAAAGGAAGCAGAGGUCUCUACAAAGUAGCAGCAUCUCUUUGUAUUUCAUCUUCUUCUCAAAUCCCAAUUGUGCCUUCAAUGAAUGCUAUAUUUUUCAAUGGGGAUAGAGUGAAAGGCACUGGGAAUCCAGUGAUUGAAAGGCUUUCAGAUCUUGAAAAGAUUGGUGAAAUAAUGGUUUCAAAACUUGGUGAAAAUGUUAAUGUUUGGGUUAUUGAAGCUUCAAAGUUUAAUGGACCUUUUGCUGUUUAUAAAGAUUUUAUUCCUUCAGUGAACAAAUGGGGAGAACCAACAUCAUAUGAUCCAACUGGAUUUCCUGCUUCUAAUUCCCUUGUUUCACUCCUCUCAAGUUGUCUCACAGAGGCGAAAAAUAUUCUUUCAAGUAAAGUUGUAGAACCAAUUUCAACAGAACCUCCAAUUUCAUGUUUUUCACAACCAAAAACAUAUCUUUUUGGAUUUAGCAAGGGCGGAACGAUAAUUAACCAACUAGUCACCGAACUUGCAUUCUCACAAGUCACAAUCCCCUCCCAUUCCCAAAACAAGAAUGAAAUUAUACCAACUUCAAAGGAAACCCUUCUAAACAGUGUAACCGAAAUCCAUUAUAUAGAUGUUGGUUUAAACUCUAAUGGAGCAUACAUUAAUGACCAAAAUGUGAUUGAAAAAAUCUCUAAACGUGUGUUGGAAGUGGGCCUACGUUUACGUUUUGUUCUUCAUGGGACACCGAGACAAUGGCGUGAUAGUAUGAGGGUUUGGAUUGGGAAUGAAAAAGACACCAUGAUUCGUCUGCUAAAUGAUGUAUGUAAAAAAAGUGAUGAAAAGUUGAUGGUUUGUGAAAGGUUUUAUUUUGCGAAUAACCACGCGAAUAUGCAAAUGCAUUUUGAAGUAAUUGAAAAAAUGGAUAUAAGUUGACUCUCCUAAAAACCUUAAACCAUAAACCUUAGAUUUUCCAAAUGCGUUUAGUAUCAUGUGAUUUAAAUUUAAAUCAGGUAUCAGGACCAAUCCAUAUUGGAAAUGAAACUCUUACACUGUCAGCUGGACUGUGUAUUAGAUUAGUGACUUGACUUGUGUAAAGAAGUUGGAGAUAGGUGAUUUGUGAAUAUAUUUAUAAUGUGAUCCUAAAUGUUAAAUCAAUAAUGAAUGUGUUGAAAAUUAU